Messenger RNA from Octopus bimaculoides (California two-spot octopus), 1844 nucleotides. RefSeq names its product mitochondrial S-adenosylmethionine carrier protein. The record is from RefSeq and is a predicted model, not a curated record. Lineage: Eukaryota; Metazoa; Mollusca; Cephalopoda; Octopoda; Octopodidae.
AACGCGAGGAGGGUUAUCGUAAAUUUCUUGCUAUCAGAUGAACAAAAGCGCGUGAAAGUCAUUUACAUAUUUUAAUACCACUAAUCAUGAUUAUUAGAUGUGCUGAAUAAUUUCAAUCAACUUUUAAGUAGGUAUCUCUUUUGAAACAUUUUAGAAAUACCGAAACAAACCAAGUAAAUAAUUAUAAAACUUGAGUUUUUCUUAUAUUCUAUGUGAAUUGUAAUACAAAAACGAAAUCAUACAACAUACUGCCGCGAGUGCCACAUGUCGCACAAAAAAAGUGCGAAUUCGAAUGGGAAAUCAAACGGGAAUUGUUUCCUCGAACACCGCUGAUGUUUAUUUCCACAUGUUAGCUGAAUUGACCUUGUUUUGUGAUCAACACCAUGCGACGUUCAGGCAACUGCGAAACUAUAACACAUUGUUUUUAUUCAUUAUUUAUCUUGAUAAUAAUAGUCAUAAUUUUGAGCAAGCCAAUGAAUUGACUACCUUGAUGGGCCCCAUUUAAAUCACUCUACUUAAUUUAUUCUGUAAGAGGAGAUGAAGGGUGAGAAGUGAUCAUUAUUCGAGGCACGCCGCUAUCAGUAAAGACAAACAAAAUCGUUUAAAAAAUCUAAACUCUGCAAAAAUGAAUUCCAAUUAUUCUACAAUUAUUAGUUUGUUGGCUGGUGGUGCUGCUGGAACAUCUGUAGACGUUCUGCUUUUUCCUCUUGACACCAUGCGGACUCGUUUGCAAAGCCAACGUGGAUUUCAGGCAUCAGGUGGUUUCCGAGGAAUUUACUCUGGGCUUGGCUCUGCUGUUAUUGGAUCUGCUCCCCAAGCAUCUUUGUUUUUUCUCACAUAUGAAUUCACUAAAACAGUCAUCUCAACGACAUUUGAGCCAAAAAUAGCAUCAAUAAGUUACAUGAUAGCUGCAUCUGCAGGAGAAGUGAUGGCUUGUUUGAUCCGAGUACCUGUCGAGGUAGUCAAACAGAGAACUCAGACGUCAUCAAACAUGUCUUCUCUGAAGAUUUUCCAGCAAACCUUACAGGCAGAAGGUAUCAGAGGACUUUAUCGAGGUUAUGGAAGCACUGUUUCCAGAGAAAUUCCAUUCUCUUUCAUCCAAUUUCCACUUUGGGAAUUUUUUAAGAGAUUUUGGAGUGAGAAACAACAAGAGCCUGUGAAACCUUGGCAAUCAUCAGUUUGUGGUGCUCUGGCUGGAGGAAUUGCUGCAGGGACAACCACUCCAUUAGAUGUAGCUAAAACAAGGAUCAUGUUGGCAAAGAAAGACUCAUCUCUUGCUUCUGGGAAGAUUAUCGGUGCUUUGAAACUCAUUUACCGUGAAAAGGGAUUUUUUGGCCUUUAUUCUGGAAUUGUGCCCCGUGUCAUGUGGAUUUCUGCUGGCGGUGCUAUUUUUCUGGGAAUUUAUGAUGAAGUUAAACAUCUACUAUCAUUGGUUUUACAUUAAAAUCAAAGAGAAAUAUUGUUGAAUUUAAUAUUUUUAAAGAAGAGAACAGGUUUUAUAUUUUUUUAAUUUCUUUAUUUUUUAAAAUUUUGUAAACGAAAUAAAGAAAAUUUUGAUUUUUUUUUAAAACAAAUUUAACAAUUUUUAUCAUUAUUUUAUUUUGGCACAGAAGUUGUUGUUUUUUUUUUGUAAGUGGUUAACUCAUUGAUGAUGAGUUCAAUUCCACAAUAAACGUUUUGCAUUUUUUUGUGACACCUGGUUUUACAUCUCGGACCCAUUUCAGAAGUGAUUUUUAUAUCAUGUAGCAUAAUUUAAACAUAUAAAUAUACUUUCCCAAGAAACUAUUUAUGCCAUCCAUGCCUGCAUGGAGAAAAAAAUUUCUAUUAAACUAUUAAAAGCUUCA